AUGGCGUUGUGGCUGUCACGUAAUAAGCCCAACGUGGAUCUGUUCUUACAUGACCUUAUUGAGCAGAUUAUUGAGUUAAUGAAAGAUGGUGUUAUCAUAUUUAUUGGUAAUCGUGAAAUCCAAGUAUCAGUAAAAAUCGGUUUCUUUGUUAGCGAUUUACCUGCGAAAUCGUUGUUUCUCAAAUUCAUUAAUUUCAAUGGUUACUUUGCAUGUGUUCAAUGCCACAGUGAAGGAGAAUGGAUCAAGCGACAAGUGAUUUAUCCGUAUGCGAAAAACGACUAUACACCACGAACACAUCAACAAUAUAUUGCAACAGCAAAACGAGCAGCAGCAAAGUCAUCUGGUGGGCGAUCUUCAGCCGGAAUUGACGGCAUUAAAGGAUUGUCUUCACUGAUCAAAGUAAUCGAAUUUCCACAACAAGUUAUAUUAGAUUUUAUGCAUCAAAUAUGUUUAAACCACGUGCCGAAUUUAAUUCGUCGAUGGAACGGUCAACUAAAUGGCACUUCGAAAACUGACAUUGAUUCAACAUUAGCUGCCAUUCCUCAUAAUGUUCAUGUUGUUUACAUUCAUUCAAUUAGUCAGAUAAACGAUUGGAAGGCAAAACACAGUCGGCUCUUCGUGAACAACAUUGGAUUACCGGUCGUUGUUCCUCAUCUUCCAAAAAUCUACUCUUCGCCCUUCGCCAUCUAUUCUAUGCUCAGCAAAAUGCUGCAUUCAGAAGAGGAAAUUAAAUUGGCUGAACGACUGAUACACUUUUAUUGCCGAACAGCGGCUGAUAUUCAUGAUCCAACAAUUGAAUUAUUCUCAUUACAUUCCCAGCUUCACUUACCAGCACAAGUGAGAGCCCAUGGAGGUGAUUAA
Molecule: messenger RNA, 861 nt
Organism: Didymodactylos carnosus
Lineage: Eukaryota; Metazoa; Rotifera; Eurotatoria; Philodinida; Philodinidae
Source: the annotation of a GenBank genome assembly